Molecule: messenger RNA, 771 nt
Organism: Fusarium oxysporum Fo47
Lineage: Eukaryota; Fungi; Ascomycota; Sordariomycetes; Hypocreales; Nectriaceae
Product: SDR family oxidoreductase
Exons: 1
Coding region: 1-771 (256 amino acids)
Source: RefSeq, a predicted model, not a curated record
AUGUCUAAACCUUCUACUAUUCUCAUCACCGGUGGAAACCGCGGCAUUGGAAAGGGUUUCGUUCAGACCUUCCUAGCCCGACCCUCUCACACCGUUAUUGUCGCCGUGCGCGACCCCGAACACGCCACCUCGCGGGCUUUAUCUGAUCUGCCAACGGGUGAAGGCUCAAAGCUUAUCAUCGUCAAGCUUGAUUCCAGCGUAUCCUCUGACGCUGCCGAAGCCGUUGCCACGUUGAAGAAAGAGCACAGUAUCACCUCCUUGGAUAUCGUUAUUGCCAAUGCCGGUAUUUCCAACGAUGGAGGUCGUGUCCGAGAAACUACUGCUGAGAAUAUCAACAAGCACUUCCAAGUCAACACCCUUGGUCCGGUAGUGCUCUUCCAGGCUACUGCAGACUUACUACAGGCCAGCAAGACCGGAAACCCGACUUUCGUCGGCAUCUCAACUCUCAUCGGCUCGAUCAAUUCAAUGGAGCUCUUGGCAGGAUUCCCCUCAACUCACAGUCCCUACGGUGGCAGCAAGGCGGCACUGAACUGGUUCAUUCGUCGCCUUCACUUCGAAGAGCCUUGGCUCACAAGCUUCGUCUUUCACCCUGGUCUAGUAGAGACCGAGCUGGCCGCUGGUGCUGUGAAAGGAUCUGGGCUGCAGCUUUCUGAUCUGGGGGCCAUCAGUGUCGAGACAAGCGUUACGUCCAUGGUGAGGACCAUUGAUAGUGCCACAAAGGAGCUCAGUGGGACUUUCAAAAACUACGAUGGUGCUCCUCUCCCUUGGUAG